This is a messenger RNA of Lytechinus variegatus (green sea urchin), 3075 nucleotides long. Its product is annotated as ankyrin-1-like. The record is from RefSeq and is a predicted model, not a curated record. Bases 1 to 3075 code for a protein of 1024 amino acids. The transcript is spliced from 6 exons. NCBI's taxonomy places the organism in Eukaryota, Metazoa, Echinodermata, Echinoidea, Temnopleuroida, Toxopneustidae. Gene Ontology annotation, molecular function: protein binding.
AUGGGGUCACUUCUGUUCAAGUCCACAGUGGAGGAGGAAAUAAGUCGUGGAGGUAUUGCACAGAAUAAAGCAAAGUUUCGUGAUGAUACCUCACAGUUCAAACGAGCUGGUUGCAUAGACAAAAGGAUACUUCCAGACACCGAUGACGAUGGAGAAAUUCAGGACAAGACGACAUGUAGGACGAGGGAAACUGGAAAGCUGCAGGUCGCAUCAGGAGGCAACGUUUCAACGGACAAUAUAAAUGGAAGGCGAGAAAGCAACACUGAAGGCGGAAAGAGUGGAUGCUCAACUGUUGCUCCACCAAGUCGAUCUGGCGCAGACGAGAAAGACGGAAGUUUGGAGAUCCAUCAAGGGGAUCAAAUCUUUCUGGCAAAGACAUCUUACGAUAAUGACGCACCCGUGGGGCUGCACGAAAUCACUCCUACGAUGGAGGUAGCAGAGAACGCAAACAUCCUGAAUGUUGAAGCAGAUGAGACUGGGCAAGGUCCGCUAGAAAGUAUUGCAGUUGCAGACGAGAUACCCAUAGGUGGGGAUGCCAUCGCAUCAAGACGGGGGUCAACAUCCAGUCCCCAAAUAGACAGAACUGACAAAAAAGGAAACACACCGCUAUUCAACGCAGCUUCAAAAGGUAAUCUGAAAGGUGUUGACGAUCUAAUCUGUCGGGGUGCAAACGUGAAUAAACCAAGUACUCGUGGACGUUGUCCUCUCCAUGUAGCGGCAGAACGAGGGCAUGGAAAUAUCGUUAACUUGCUCAUCAGUCGGGGAGCUGAUGUACAGGUGGAAUGUGACAUAGGUCAAACACCAAUCCAUAAAGCAGCAGCCAACGGUCAUACAGGCAUCGUUGAAAGUCUUAUUGCACAUGGGUCUAGUAUAGACUGCGAAGACCAGACAGGAUGGACUCCAUUUAAUGCCGCCGUUCAACAUGGCCAUCUAGAGACUUUGAUAUUCCUACUGAGCAAAGAGGCAAAACAGAAUAAACAUAACGGUAGGACCCCUCUCUAUGCCGCCGCAGAGUUCGGUCAAUUAGAAAUCCUGCAGUUUCUAAUUUCGAAGGGAGCUGAUAUGAAGAGUGAAAACCCAUCAGGUCGGAUUCCUCUGCACGGUGCAGCUAUCAGUGGUGACAUGGAAAUCAUCAAAUAUCUCAUUCAAGCAGGAUCUGAUGUAAACAAGGGCACACCUAAGGGAUUUACGCCAUUCGAUGCUGCAAUUAAAUACGGUCAUCUAGAGGUUAUCAAAUAUCUCAUAAAAGAGGGAUCAAAGCUGAAGAGAUAUGAUGGAAUGACCCCGCUCUAUGUCGCAGCUAAAUUCGGUCACUUAGAAAUUGUGAAAUUCUUUAUUUCUCAAGGCGCUGAUGUGAAUGAAGAAAAUGACUCGGGUGAGAUUCCUCUGCAUGGUGCGGCAUUUAGCAGUAAGAUGGAAGUCAUUGAAUAUCUUAUUCAACGAGGAUCUGAUGUGAACAAGGCUGAAGCCAAUGGUCGUACACCGUUCAAUGCCGCCGUCCAAUAUGGACAUUUAGAUGCUGUGAAGUAUCUCAUAGAAAAGGGCGCAAAGCAGAACACAUUUGAUGGCAUUAAUCCUCUCUACGCAGCAGCUCAGUUUGGCCACUUAGACAUAGUAAAGUUCUUCAUUUCCAAAGGUGCAGAUGUAAACAGAGAAAACGAUAAAGGGAUGAUUCCUCUCCAUGGUGCAGCUAGUCGAGGUCACAUAAAGGUCAUAAUGUAUCUUCUUAAACGAGGGUCUGAUGUGCACAAGGGACUUGCCAAAGACUGGGCGCCAAUUCAUUCUGCAAUUGCAUAUGGCCAGCUAGAAGCUGUCGAAAACCUCCUGAACUACGAAGCAAAGCAUGAUAGAUGUCGUACAAAACGCCUGCUUCAUACAGGAGCAAAGUUUGGUCACUUAGACCUUGUGAAAUUCCUGAUUUCCAAAGGAGCUGAUAUCAAUGAGAUAGAUGAAGAUGGGAUGAUUCCUCUCCAUCAUGCUGCUUAUGGAGGUCACCUGAAAGUCAUGGAAUGUCUCAUUCAACAAGGUUCUGAUGUGAACAAAGCUGAUAAGGAGGGCUGUGCACCACUCUAUGCUGCCAUCCAGUGUGGUCAUCUGCAAGCUGUGAAGUAUCUUCUUAAAAACAAAGCAAACCAGAAUAAAUACGACGGAAUGACACCUGUCCAUGCCGCAGCUAAAGUUGGUCACUUGGAUCUUGUGGAUUUCUUCAUUUCAGAAGGCGGUAAUGUGAACGAGGCAGAUAUAGAAGGGAUGAUACCUCUCCACUAUUCAGCUGCAAUUGGUCAUAUAGAAAUGACUCGAUAUCUCAUCCAGCAUCUUUCAGAUAUCAACAAGCGUAAUUUCAGACAAAAGACACCACUUCAUGCUGCAUUGCAAAACGGCCAAUCAAAGGUUGCUGAACUUCUAGUUGCCAACGGAGCUGCAGAAUGUGGCUUGGAAGUGAUGUCACCACCGCAUGACCAUGCUGAUGAGGGGAAGCUCUUGGUAUCCAGUGGAUGUAAUGCAAAGCAUCGUGCAGCAGAUAUGCAGUCACGUGCUGACGAACUGUCUUCAAAGAUUCUUUCCGAAGAAGCCGAGAAGGAUGGGAGCGAUGAGCGUAAUUCUUUCUUAUCUGCUAAGCCAAAAUCUCCUGACGAACGUGAAGAAAGCCGAAUGCAAGUUCAACUGGAAUCAGACAAGAAGAACCUGGUAGAGAAUAGGAACACCAUAACCAACACCAAGGACAAUCUCUUUACGUUUGAGUACGAAGUAUUCCAUCCACCCUUUCUUCAUGAAAUGAAGUCAAAUCAUGGUGAAGGUCAUCCGUCUGAACCAUUUCCCUUGACUGACGAGACCAGAGAAACAGAAGACCCUCCGUCAUCCUCCUGGUCAUCGAUAGACACUGGAAAAAAAAUACCAGUUCAUGGACCUUCAGCGGUCGUGAUCAGUUACUUGAAAAACCUAGCUUACGAUAACACGAAACGGUACUGCACUAACACUCUCUUCCCAGUGCAUCAGCGAGCAAGUCCUGGCUGGUACACGUUGCUUCCUGAAGACGAUUCUGGCCUUAGCCAUGUUAGCCGUCCUUCUGGCUAG